AUGUCUAAUUUUACUUGCUUGGUGGUUAUUUUAGCUGCAAUGUUGGCUAUUUGCUAUGGUCGGCCAAGUUUUCUGGAUAACGAUCAAGAUUUUAAUUUACUAAAAAAAAUUAGUCAAGAAAGAACUAUUCUGUCACUUCGUAAUCGUCAACGGAAGAUAUUGCUGGCAUUUAAUGCUUUAAAAAGCUUAUAUCCGAAGAAAGCUAUGCAUCUUUUUAGUAAAUAUAGAAAACAUAGAGCUCUUAGCCGAUCUGAACGUCGCCAUAAUACAGAAAUUAGUAGGUUGAAUGAUCGUCAAAACGAUUAUGGACAACAUGACGGUCGUGCAGAGGAACUUCGUUAUGAAGAUCUCAGAAGAUUAAGUGAUCUUAAAAGACGCUGGGUUAAAUUCUAUCGUCGAAAUCACUAA
This is a messenger RNA of Trichoplax adhaerens, 408 nucleotides long. RefSeq lists its product as uncharacterized. Lineage: Eukaryota; Metazoa; Placozoa; Uniplacotomia; Trichoplacea; Trichoplacidae. The record is from RefSeq and is a predicted model, not a curated record. The transcript has a single exon. Bases 1 to 408 code for a protein of 135 amino acids.